Messenger RNA from Dalotia coriaria, 854 nucleotides. Its product is annotated as very long chain fatty acid elongase 4-like. Gene Ontology annotation, cellular component: endoplasmic reticulum membrane. Gene Ontology annotation, molecular function: fatty acid elongase activity. NCBI's taxonomy places the organism in Eukaryota, Metazoa, Arthropoda, Insecta, Coleoptera, Staphylinidae. The coding region runs from base 10 to 795 and encodes 261 amino acids. The transcript has 5 exons. Gene Ontology annotation, biological process: fatty acid elongation, monounsaturated fatty acid; fatty acid elongation, polyunsaturated fatty acid; very long-chain fatty acid biosynthetic process. The record is from RefSeq and is a predicted model, not a curated record.
GUUGACAUCAUGGCGUUACUAGUGAAAUCUGGUUUUGAUCUCUACAGUUUUGUAUUCACAAAAUUACCGGAUGAACGAGUUGAAAAUUGGUUUCUAAUGAGUUCGCCCUGGCCCACGGUCGGAUUAAUGUGUUUGUAUUUGUACAUAAUUUUGGAUUACGGCCCGAAAUUUAUGAAGAAUCGCCAGGCGUUCUGCAUUGAUAAAUUACUGGUGGUCUACAAUGCUGUGCAGAUUAUCUGCUGUGCCGCCAUCGCUAUCGAGGGUACGAGGACUGGUCUGAUUAAUUACAAUUUUUUAUGUGAACCGAUGGAUUAUAGUGAGAAAUCUGUUUAUCAGGCGCGGCUUAUGUGGUUUUACUAUAUUUUAAAAAUGAUUGACUUGUUGGACACAAUAUUUUUCAUCCUUCGUAAAAAAGACAACCAAAUAACCUUCCUGCACGUAUAUCACCACUGGGGCAUGUUUGGUCUAUCGUGGCUGUUUGCAAAAUUCCUGCCCGGCGGCACAAUUCUCUAUCUCGUCGUGAUCAAUUGCUUCGUCCAUGUCAUAAUGUAUUCAUACUAUUUGCUCACCGCCUACGACAAGACCUACAAAACGAGCGUCUGGUGGAAGAAGCACAUCACCCAACUGCAGCUUGCGCAGUUUGGUAUUCUUCUCGUGCAGCAUUCGCAAAUAUUAUUGUUUCAACAGGGCUGUAAUUUCCCGAGGUGGAUAUUCUGGUGCCUUAUACCGCAGAACUUGACAAUCUUCUCGCUGUUUGCUGAAUUUUAUUACAAAACUUAUAUCAAGCGAAAGUGAAGUUGAAGGACACAAAAAAUGAAUACAAUACAUGUCUACUCAUAGUUAUUUACAUACAA